AUGAGAGCCAUUGUAGAAACCCUAACCCAAAAAAGGUUCGCUGUCAAUUACGAUAAGUCAGUAUUAGAACCACAAAAAGAGCUUGAUUUCCUCGGACACAAGAUCGCGUAUAAAUCGAUAGAGGUUUAUUCCGCGAUACGCCGAAAUUGCACAACCACUGUACACAACACUACAUCAACCAGGUGGGGUUUCGGAGAAAAAGAACUGAAGGCAUGGAGUCACUUGAAGGAAGUGCUGACACAAGUUCCGAAUUUACACCCGAUUGACAGCAACAGUCCGAUUGCUCUAGAUACCGACGCAUCGCAGCGAGGUAUCGGAGCCUGUCUAUAUCUCCAAAAGGACGACGACCUCUUUCCUGUGGCGUACGCCUCCCACGCAUUCACUAAACAUGAAGCCAAGCGGCCAAUACGGGAACUCGAAGCCUUUGCAAUAGUCUGGGCCCUUCGACAUUUCCGACAACUUCUCCUAGGCUGCAACAUUACGAUUCGAACGGAUCAUGAAUCCCUCCGUUGGAUGCGAAAUUGUGACAAGGGCCGUAUAGCACGCUGGAACUCCUCAUUAGAUGAAUUUGAUUUACAGAUUAUUUACAGCAAGGGGAAGGAGAAUCGAGUAGCAGUGGUUAACUGGAGUGAUGCGCUGGGACGUGGUGCUGUCGGACCCUAUCUGACAGUCAGGAGCACCCACCGUCCCACUGCUCUCCACUGGCGCGCAAACGUGUCCUAA
Messenger RNA from Gregarina niphandrodes, 723 nucleotides. Its product is annotated as putative RNase HI in long-term repeat retroelement Ty3/gypsy family protein. The coding region runs from base 1 to 723 and encodes 240 amino acids. NCBI's taxonomy places the organism in Eukaryota, Apicomplexa, Conoidasida, Eugregarinorida, Gregarinidae. The transcript is spliced from 2 exons. The record is from RefSeq and is a predicted model, not a curated record.